CCCCGUGUUCGAGGGCGCCAGGCUGAGCCGCGGAGCACAACACCACAACGUGAGGAAGGAAGGAAGGAAGGAAGGAGCCAUACUAUUGUUGUGUCCUGAAGUGUUGCUCAUCAGUGACUGGCAGUGAGGUCCGGCGCCAGCAGCGAGCAUGACGAGCCUGCAGGUGUGGCGGACCUUCGAGCCGGACAGCUAUUACAAAACCUUUUUAGAACACAACAAAAGACCAGAUGGCCGUGGCUUGGCGAAAUUCAGGGCCAUCAACAUCAAGGUCGGAACAAUAACCACGGCGGAGGGGUCAGCCACAGUGCGCCUGGGCCACACGACCGUCAUGUGUGGCAUCAAGGCAGAGAUCGCCACCCCGACACUCAGGCACCCAGACGAAGGGUUUCUUGUGCCCAACGUGGAGCUGUACCCUUGCUGCUCGCCCAUGUUUAAGGCAGGGCCACCAGGAGAAAAAGCCAUUGCAUUGAGUCAAUUCUUGAAAAGUGUCUUAACCAGCGCAGAAGUCCUUUCUCCUUCAGAUCUCUGCAUUGCAUCUAAUAAACUUGCAUGGUGCCUCUAUUGUGAUGUGAUAUGCCUCAAUUAUGAUGGCAACAUGUAUGACGCAGCACUAAUAGCAAUUAUGGCAGCACUACAAAAUGUUAAGUUGCCGGAAGUAAGCUAUGAUGAAGAGAGCGAAAGAACCACGAUCUCUCCCGACAAAACCCUGCCACUCAAACUGAAGAGAAAACCAGUGUCUGCAACAUUCACCAUGUAUAGUGGCAGCAUACAGCUGGUGGAUCCCACGGCAGAGGACGAGGAGCAGGGGAAUGGGGAGGUGACGGUGGUGCUGCUGGAGGACGGUUCCCUGUGCACCAUCCACAAGCCGGGUGGACACUACAUUGUGCCGGACUCACUGGACAGAUUCAUUGACCUUGCCAAGAAGAGAGUCACUCUGGUCAACACUGCCAUCGAUAAAGCUCUUGCAGAAAGGAACGCCAUGUCUUAGGCGGGUGUAGAGGAGUCAAGGAAAAGUAGGUGACGCUGGUGGAGAACUCUUACAGGAGGUCAGCAGGGUUUGCAUCUAUUGAUCCAGCCACCUCCCAUAUAGUGGCAGCAAGGCGCCGCGUGUGUUCCAGCACGCAGGGCGAGGUGGCCAGGCCCAGGUGGACACAGA
This is a messenger RNA of Eriocheir sinensis (Chinese mitten crab), 1156 nucleotides long. Its product is annotated as exosome complex component RRP43-like. Gene Ontology annotation, biological process: nuclear polyadenylation-dependent rRNA catabolic process; nuclear mRNA surveillance; TRAMP-dependent tRNA surveillance pathway. The transcript is spliced from 7 exons. Lineage: Eukaryota; Metazoa; Arthropoda; Malacostraca; Decapoda; Varunidae. The record is from RefSeq and is a predicted model, not a curated record. Bases 149 to 988 code for a protein of 279 amino acids. Gene Ontology annotation, cellular component: cytoplasmic exosome (RNase complex); nuclear exosome (RNase complex).